This is a messenger RNA of Selaginella moellendorffii, 1645 nucleotides long. Its product is annotated as U-box domain-containing protein 31. The transcript has a single exon. The coding region runs from base 305 to 1528 and encodes 407 amino acids. The record is from RefSeq and is a predicted model, not a curated record. Gene Ontology annotation, biological process: protein ubiquitination. Gene Ontology annotation, molecular function: ubiquitin protein ligase activity. NCBI's taxonomy places the organism in Eukaryota, Viridiplantae, Streptophyta, Lycopodiopsida, Selaginellales, Selaginellaceae.
GAAGAGCGGUGUUUUAUUGGCGUGCCACCCCUUCCUCGCUUUCCAUCGCUCGCCGAGCUUUCCUUCUCGUGAUUGCCAAAUUCGAGCGUCUCUAUUCUUUUCUCUCUUCGCACAGGCCAAUCGAUCGACCGAGGGAUACUGUUCCAUUCCAGGCGAGGACAAAUUCGUGAUGAGCGAGGGAAGAAUUCGUGGAUUCCCGGUACCGCUUCUCUUCUCUUUUAGGCACUCAAUCCAGCCAUUGUCAUAGUAGUAGCACAGAGUCCCCUACGAGCUGGGUAUUUCCUUCGUAGAUCAUCGCUCUGGGAUGGAUCAAACCGAUCUUCAUCCAGUGCCUCCACCCGAAUUUGUCUGCCCAAUUUCUUUGGAAUUAAUGCGGGAUCCCGUGACCGCUUGCACAGGCGUGACAUACGAUCGGAGCAGCAUCAACAAGUGGCUCGAGCGCGGCCAGGAUUGCUGCCCAGCGACGAUGCAACCGCUCCACCAGAAUCACUCGCUCGUGCCCAACAACGCGCUGCGGAGCCUCAUCCAUCAGUGGUGCGAAUCCCAUUCCACCACCAGCGAUCUCUUCCGGAGCUCCACCAGCCCGAUCGACAGGCCGCACAUCCUCCUCCUGCUAGACAGGAUCCAGAAAGACCCUGCCAAUGUUGACGCCCUCUCCAAGCUCAAGAGCAAGGCGCGGGAGAGCACCAAGAACAGCCGAGCCAUCGUCGACGCCGGCGCCGUCACCGUCCUGUCCGGCGUUCUCAGCGCUCCGUACCCCCAGGACGCGAGGGAUCCUCCGGACAAGGCGUGGCUCCAGCCGAUUGAAGAGGCAAUCGCCAUCCUCGCCUAUCUUCCCGCCAGUUACAACUCGCGAAGAGCCCUAAUCUCGCCCAAGCCCCUCCGUUCGAUCUCGUGGAUUCUGUGCAUGGGUUCCCCGCCGGGAAUGAUGAGCGCGAUAGCGGUGCUAGAUGGCCUAGCCAGCGAUAAAGGCGCCCAGAUCGCCAUCGGAUCGACGGCUGGGGUGAUCGAUGGUCUUGUCGCCAUUCUGCGCCGGAAUGGCAACCAGGUGCUAGUGAAUUCCAGCCUCAGGGCAUUGCUGGGCAUUUGCUUGCCACUGAGGAACAGGGCUAGGGCGGCGCGCACCGGCGCCGUGGCGGCGCUGGUGGAGCUCCUCCCGGACACCAGCGGCGGCGUGGCGGAGCACAUUUUGAUCGUGCUGGAGCUCCUCUGUGGCUGCGCCGAGGGCCGGGCGGCGAUCGAUGAUCACGCGCUCGCGAUCCCGGCGAUCGUGAAGAAGAUUUUGAGGGUGUCGGACUCCGCGACUGCGAAUGCGGUGGGGAUUUUGUGGGCGGUGUGUAGGGACAGUGGGAGGAGUAGCGCCGCCAUGAGGGAAAGGACUGGCGGAUUGGGAUUGUUUGGGAAAUUGCUACUGCUGCUAAGAAGGGAUGUGAGCCCAGGGACGAGGCACAAGGUGAUUGAUAUUCUAGACAAGGUCUACAAUGCACGAAUGGAUCUCUCCUCGCCACCACCGCCCGCCUCUUUGUAGAGUAACCCCGCGAUUUUUCCGUCUUGUAAAAUUCUUUUCCCGGUUAAACCAUAGGAUUGUGUAUUCUCUCGGGCGUUGAUUUUUAAGAAUGUGUAAUGUAAAAAACUCUUGGAUUUC